CGAGACGUCGAGCACGCGGUCCGUACGAUGACGACCGUCCGACAGGGUCCCGCGAGUUAAUCGGACAGUCUGUCGGAACGCGCGAGCGAUUGACCGAAUGCGAACGCGCUGGUCCCGGCCGGAAGAUGCUGACCACUCGCGGGUCGCGCGUCGCGACGAGGGCUCCACGUGAGCGCGGGUGUCGUCGGGGCCAGCCGCAGCUCGGCCGCGGAACAGCGUCUGUGAAGGAGCCGCGGAUUGCCGUGGACUUGUGAGAGGUUGAGAGAGAGGAGAUCCACCCUCGUCGGAGAGAGCGCCGGCUCGCGAUUAUCUAUCCGCGUUCUUCCGGUGACUUUCACGAACUCAGAGCCGGCCGCGGUGGAUGAUUCGUCUCCCCGAGGUGUUAAUCGUGGUGCAGUGGAGAUUUCCGUGUCGAAGCGCGCCUAGGUGUGCGUGUGAGAGUCGGGGAGAGUACAGGAACAGAUUCUCGAAGAGGGCGAGACCGAGCCGUCGUGGAGGCGCGCUGUUUCCUCGGCUCGACGCGAGGAACUACCGAAAACACCGGGGAUACCGUCGCAGUGAGGACACGUUGUACAGUGCGCGGAUAUAGCGAGAAAGAGAGAGAGAGAGGGAAGAAAAAGAGAUCGAUGAGUACGCGUGGUGCUCGUCGCAGUGAGUAGAAAAAAGAGAGGGUAAGAAGGAAACGGUUAAACGAGCAAGGAUCGGUAGUGCAGCGGGCGAACGAGGUGUUAAAAAUGCUGUGUCGCUGGCUCGCCGUGCUGGUACUCGCUGGUUUUCUGCUGGUUAUCGAGGCGAUCGCGGUCAGCCAAGGUACGUACACUCGCGAUCAGCGAGUCUUGAGCGGAAGUCUCGUCCAGGGGAGUCGCAACGUCAGCGGCGCGCCGACUUUCGAAACGAACGUGCCGCGAAACGUCACCACUGCAGUUAGUCAGACCGCCUUUCUUCACUGCAGAGUUCAUCAGCUGGGCGACAAGGAGGUGUCCUGGAUGCGCAAGCGGGACAUGCAUAUCUUGAGCGCGGGUAUUUUGAUGUACACGUCGGAUUUGAGGUUCUUAGUGAUUCAUCCGGAUAAGUCGGAAAACUGGACGCUGCAGAUCAAGUCGCCGCAGGAGCGCGACUCCGGCGUGUACGAGUGUCAGGUCAGCACCGAGCCGAAGAUGUCGCUCAACUAUAGCCUCAACGUAGUCGAAGCGCGAGCCAGAAUAAUCGGCCCGCCGGACAUCUACGUGAAGACUGGAAGCCUGUUGACGCUAACGUGUCUCAUGUCGCAAGGUCCACAUGAUCUGGGCACGGUCGCCUGGUACCGAGGCAAUCAGGCGGUGGUGACGUCACCGCGAUCGGAGAACGACAUCGACGCCGAGCCGCGUAUCACCGUUGAAACAGAAUGGAGCGACGCCCUCACAUCGAGAUUGAGGAUCACGCAUGCGAAGCCCAGUGACUCCGGAAACUACAGUUGCGUUCCUACGGUGGCGGAGAGAGCGAGUGUCAACGUGCACGUGAUCAAUGGUGAGCAUCCGGCCGCGAUGCAGCACGGAAACACGGCAGCCGGCUCGCCGAAUUCCAAGACGGUCCUACUGAUGCUCGCCUUCCUGCUGGGUCAGCUGAGAUAAUGUGCGUGCACGCCGUGAGAGUCGCCCGAAACUUGGCGAAACGAAGUCGCACCGCUCGCGAAAUCGCGACGCGAUCGCAUACUUGUGAGCGUUAGCCCUUCCGCACAGAUCGUCCUGGGUCGAAUCCUCCUAGUCGGUGCCAUCGUAGGGCCGGGAAGUUAAGUUACUCGGGAGAUUACGCGGAAUUAAUGAGAUCUGAGGCUGAAGUUUACCGAGACCCGAAAGUUGACGCUUCCGAAGUUAACGCCUUUCAGAUAAUCUUUUAUUCUCCUCAGUUAGUCGCGAUUUUUCUCCUCGCCGACGUAUUGCAGAUAAAUCAUCGAUUUUUCAAGACAAUUAUCUCGGUAACGUCGGCAAUUCGUCAAAUUAUUAAUCUUUCUUAUAUUAAUCGUUAUUAUUACACCGUCUUUAUUCUUAAGUACACAAUCCGAACAAUGGAGGCACAUGUUGAACUAGGAAUUCAAUUCAAUUUUAGUUCCUCUUUCGUCAAAGUAACAGUUUUAAUUCAGAAAGCUCGCAAAUCUCGUCAUUGUUAUAUUACUCGUGUCGCGUUCGAGCACUCUCGUCGUAGCGUCUGUCUCGUCCUUUUUAAUCUGCCGUCUCGUUUUUCCUCAAACUUAAUUGUGAACGUGGCCGCUAAGAUGAGAGAUACAAAAAUAAUUUCUGAGAGACUGCUCGUUCUUGCGUAAUAAAAGGAGAGCUUUGUGCCUAAGGGUUAAGCGGAAUGCGAGGCGGCCGUGUAUACACGGUGCCUCCCCCACGGAUCCUGCGACGAGCUUGCGAGUCGACUUAUCCCGACUGAGAACUCAAAACGGACGAGCUCGGAGCUCCGAAGUGUUUUUCGUACACUCGUAAUGCAGCGUCCGGUUCUCACUCACAGUUGAACUGUACGUGUUAAAACGUUAAAUAGCUGCGUAAUGAUAACGAGCGAUCCGAGGCGUUUUCACUUCGCGUGCGUUUUCCGUUAAUUGGCGGCACCUGCGCGAAUAAUAUUUUCAACAGCAAUUUGCGUCUGAAAUUAAUAAUUAUAACGCCGCGCGUAACGACCGUUCCCCUCCUCCCCCCCGCCCCCUACCAUCCGUAAAACAAGCAGGUCUUGUCUACUAAUUGACGAUGCGUUUGUUUCACUAAACAUCGACUUUUAAUUUCACAUAUUUUCAACGUUUCUAAAAUAUUUUCUAAUAUUCUUAAUAUUUUUUUUAUAUUUCUGUAAUUUUCUCAUCCUUUUAUAAUCCGUAUCUCGUUACUGAUCAAAUAACGAGAUAACAUGAAUCGCAAAGCGAGAUCGACGAAUUGCAUUUUUUUUUUUUUCUUCGGGGAUUCAGUUCUGAAUUUUUUCCGGAAAAUUCGAACCGACUGUAAGGGAGAGCAACCAUUGGCAUAGUCCAUAGUUACUUUCGCAUGAUAAGCUUUUUUGCGCUCUAUAUUCACGCAUAAGUAAUGACGUAAAGUAAGAAUAAAAGUACCACGUUCGCAGAUACUUGAUUAGCGCUAAGAUGCGAGAGGCACACUGUUUGUUUGAUUCAGCUAAAGAAUUAGUUCACACUUCGCGACUUAGCCUUGGUAUGCUUUAUUGUCGUAAGCGUCGGAUAUAAUAAUUCGCGACGACGACCACGUGAGAAUAGUCGAGAAUUCUUAUCAUAUCCGCAGAGAUGGAAGACGCGUCCGCGUUAAUCGAGAAUUUCAGCGACGGAAUCGGAUUUCCUCGCUCCACUCGUGAUAUCAUACAUAAUUUAUGUUCAAGCGUGAUUCAGAUUUUUAGAUGUAUAUAUUCCGACCAAUUCCAAAGCAACUAUUAUUAUUAUUAUUAUUAUUAUUAUUAUUAUUAUUAUUAUUAUUACCUCUUUACACAGCAAAAUGUUUUGUAUCAAAAACGGCCCGUUGAAAUUUUGUGUUAAUUUAACGGGGGCGAUAUAUUAAAAAGUACGCAAAUAUAUGUACUUAAAUAUAUGUUGACAAGGUGAAUGUAUUGAUUUGUAUUGAUUUAUAUUUGUGUAAUUUUUAACAUAUGCCUCAUAUUAAAAUAAAAAAAAGUGUUAACCGUUUUUCAUAUAAAAUUUUUUACUGUGUAAAAACGUACGGAAAAAAAGAAUUAACUCCCACGGCUAAAAACUAACUCCUACACGUUUUAAAUAAAAUUUACCUGUCCGUAUAAUACAACUGAAAUUUAGUUAAUUUAGCUAAUUUUUUGUCCCAGUACCUAGUUUUCAGCUCCCAAAAACUGGGGACUAAACUUCAGUUGUAUCAUAUGGGCAGCUAAUUCCUUUUCUCCGUACGGUUCCUAUACUUUCGCGCGAGAAGAUGGGAUCACCGAGAACGCCGCUGAAAUUGUCGAAUAAUCACCCCACGACGUUUGUAACGGCACAGCGAACGUAAGAAUUAACGACGAUGCAUCGAUCGUCGACGCGAAGAAAGAGAGGAAGAGCGAAAAAGAAAAAAGAGACGCGAUCGAACGCGCACGCGAGUGUCGCCAGAAGGAUGAGGGGAGUACAAGGAGAUAAAACAGAACCAUGUUCCCGCGCCCCUUCUCCCGACCAUAGAAAACGAAAGAGAGGAAAGUGAGAGAGGGCGAAAGAGAGACCCGUGAGGAAAGUGUUAAGUGUAAAAUAAAUGUGUCACACGAGUAAAUUUAAGCGAGAAGCGAUGUAAUAAAACGACGGUCGGACCGAGUUCCGCGCCGCGGCGGAAGUACUUUCUACUUACGUGCAUAAGUGUUAAAUGAAACUUAAAGGAAAACACACAGAAAGACAAAACACGUACACACGCAUAACAGUAGGAAAAAUGUAUGUAAACCCACGCGACUUUACGACUCGUAUGAUUUAACAUACGCGACGACUAGCCCGAAACUGUGUUGUUCCCUUAUCCAUACUCCCUCCACCCACCCGCUCACUUACCUCACACAUCCUUCUUACCAUCUUAUUUUUCACACGGUUCUCUUUGCGAGAAAGCGCAUUCUUGUACAUAAUGUUUUACUCUUGU
Molecule: messenger RNA, 4589 nt
Organism: Dinoponera quadriceps
Lineage: Eukaryota; Metazoa; Arthropoda; Insecta; Hymenoptera; Formicidae
Gene: dpr1
Product: lachesin
Exons: 6
Coding region: 735-1610 (291 amino acids)
Biological process (GO): synapse organization
Cellular component (GO): neuron projection membrane
Source: RefSeq, a predicted model, not a curated record